UUCAGUUUCUCAUCCUAUCAAUGGCUUCAUUCAUCUUGCUUCUGCUUUGCUCCUUUCUAUGGCCUCGUAUAACAGUGUCGGUUACAGUGGACGGCUUAAACACAACUCAUUCAAUUAGAGAUGGUGACACCUUAGUUUCAGCUGGUGGAAUCUUUGAACUAGGAUUCUUUAGCACCGGUUCCAGCAGCAAAAGAUACUUGGGAAUAUGGUAUACAAAUUCUGUUACGACGGUUCCAUGGGUGGCCAAUAGGGAAGUUCCCCUUGAUGAUAGAUCAGGUGUUGUGACAGUUACCAACCAGGGAAUUCUUGUCCUUUUAGAUGGUAAUGGGAGCGCCGUUUGGUCUUCUAAUGCAUCGAGACCUGUUCGUAGCCCAGUUGUGCAGCUCUUGGACUCGGGAAAUCUUGUUGUGAAAGAUGAGGGUGACAGUAAUCUAGAAAACUUCAUUUGGCAAAGUUUUGAUUAUCCAGGCAAUACGUUCAUUGCAGGCAUGAAGAUUGGAUGGGACUUUAGAACAGGCCUGGAUCGUUACCUGUCAUCGUGGAAAAGUCCUGAUGAUCCUGCAGCAGGUAGGUUCACAUAUAGAUUUGAGCUUGGCGGAUUUCCAGAGGUUAUAGUUAGAGAGGGAUCGGCUGUGAGAUACAGGUCUGGACCUUAUAAUGGUGUGCGGAUGAGUGGGAUGCUUGAAAUGCAGGAAAACCCUAUGUAUACUUAUGAUUUUGUUUUUGAUGACAAGGAGUUAUAUCUAACAUUCAUUGCUCGAAAUAGGUCAAUUCUUUUAAGGGGGGUGCUAAGUAGUCAGAAUGGAGCUAUAGAACCCUUCAUGUGGAUUGAUCCAAAUCAGGGUUGGAUACAAAAUCUUCCACUUUACAUAGAUAAUUGUGACAGGUAUGCAUUAUGUGGAGCUAAUGGUAUCUGUGACAACAACAAGUCCCCUGUAUGUAGUUGCAUGACUGGAUUUGUACCGAAGAGUCCAAGGGAAUGGGAUGCAAUCCCAGGGACAGGUGGCUGUGUGAGAAAGACUCAGCUAAACUGUUCUGGAGAUGGAUUUAUACAGGUCUCCGCAGUAAAGGUGCCAGAAACAAAACAUUCAUGGUAUAGUUACAGUAUAAACUUAGAGGGGUGCAAAAACCUCUGCUUGGCGAAUUGCUCAUGCACUGCUUAUGCUAAUUUGGACAUAACAAAUGGAGGAAGUGGGUGCUUGCUCUGGUUUACUGACCUUAUUGAUAUACGAUACAUAACUGAUAGUGGUCAGGAUAUCUAUGUGAAGGUUGCUGCAUCAGAACUCGAUCAAAAUAAGAGCACAACAAACAAAACAAAAUCCAAUGCCAACGGAACAAUUAUUGUAGCAACCUCUGCAGCAUCUGCAGGAGUACUGCUAAUUGUAGGCCUAACCUUGGUCUUGGUUUUAAGGAGGAAAAAAAAACAGAAGAAAGGACCCCUGAUACACACCUCAGAUAGCAUUUCCGAUUAUCAAAGUCACAACGAAGAUAUAGAGUUACCAUUAUUUGAUUUAACAGCUAUUACUUCUGCAACCGAUAACUUCUCAAUGAAGAAUAUACUCGGAGAAGGAGGUUUUGGAUACGUCUACAAGGGUGUUUUGAAGGAUGGACAAGAAAUUGCUGUGAAGAGGCUGUCAAAGAGUUCUAAACAAGGACUCAAUGAGUUCACAAAUGAAGUUAAACAUAUUGCUAAACUUCAACAUAGGAAUUUGGUGAAGCUCCUAGGAUGCUGUAUUCAAGCAGAUGAAAAGAUGUUGGUCUAUGAAUACAUGCCUAACAAAAGCCUAGACUUCUUUAUCUUUGACCAAACUCAAAGAAUGUCACUAGAUUGGCCAAUGCGCAACCACAUUAUCAAUGGGAUUGCUAGAGGGCUUCUUUAUCUUCACCAAGAUUCCAGACAAAGAAUAAUACAUAGAGAUCUUAAAGCGGGUAAUAUUUUAUUAGACAAUGAAAUGAAUCCGAAAAUUUCUGAUUUUGGCUUGGCUAGAAGUUUUGGGGAAAAGGAAACCACAGCAAACACAAAGAAAGUGGUGGGAACAUACGGUUAUAUGUCUCCAGAGUAUGCAAUUGAUGGACUUUACUCGAUUAAAUCCGAUGUUUUCAGCUUUGGUGUUUUGGUUCUAGAGAUAGUGAGUGGGAAGAGAAAUAGAGGAUUCUAUCAUCCAGAUCAUCACCAUAACCUCCUUGGACAUGCAUGGAGACUAUUUUGUGAUGGCAAUUCCUUGGAAUUGGUUGCUGAUCCAAUUAAGGACACCUGCAAUCACUUCGAAGUUCUAAGAUCGAUUCAUGUAGGCCUACUAUGCGUGCAACGAAGUCUAGAAGAUAGGCCAAACAUGUCAAAUGUUGUUCUGAUGCUAAGUAGUGAAGUUCUAUUGCCUCAGCCUAAACAACCAGGAUUUUUCACUGAGAGAGAUCUGGUUGAAGCUACUUCUUCAUCAGAUAAUUUGAAACCAUCUUGUUCUAAUGAUUUUGCAAUCACAGUAAUAGAGGCAAGAUAAAUGAGAAUUUCAUGUCAAUGUUGUGACUUCUAGUGUGUUUAACCUUUUAAAAAUGAUGGUUGUCAUUGUAAGUAUAUUUGU
This is a messenger RNA of Durio zibethinus, 2579 nucleotides long. RefSeq names its product G-type lectin S-receptor-like serine/threonine-protein kinase At4g27290. Gene Ontology annotation, molecular function: protein serine/threonine kinase activity; ATP binding. The record is from RefSeq and is a predicted model, not a curated record. Lineage: Eukaryota; Viridiplantae; Streptophyta; Magnoliopsida; Malvales; Malvaceae. Gene Ontology annotation, biological process: recognition of pollen; protein phosphorylation.